This is a messenger RNA of Racocetra persica, 1273 nucleotides long. NCBI's taxonomy places the organism in Eukaryota, Fungi, Glomeromycota, Glomeromycetes, Diversisporales, Gigasporaceae. The record is from the annotation of a GenBank genome assembly.
AUCAGGUCUAGCAAUAGCAGAAAAAUGGACGCGCAUAAGAUCCAAAUUAGGUGUUAAAGAACCAAAUGCAAAAAAGAAGAUCAAAUUAGAAAAUGGUGAAGAAGUCAGAGUAACGAAUUCCAAAAAUGGUCAAAUUAAAAAUAGUGUUUCGGAUAGGAAGUUCCAUACCCCAUCAAAAAAAGAUGAGAUGUCUUUAAUUGCUUCCAAUCAAUACUUUUCAGGGUCAACAAUUUCCUCGCCAAGUGACUCUGAGCAAGAGUCAAGCUAUCAGAGGAAAACACCAACCCCUGUAAAACAAGUAUCUAUGCGUACUAAAACUAAAAAUAGUUGGACUAUAGAAGAAGAAGAUCGACUUGUGGAAGCCGUUAACAUUCAUGGCACUAAUUGGAAAUAUAUAUCGGAAAACUUUUUUAACUCUCAAAGAAAACCAAACACUUGUUCUAACAGAUACCGACAGAUUCACAGCCGAUAUGAUAGUCCUAAAAUAUCUCCAUGUGAAAGAGCAAAGGGUAUAAGAAGUCAAAAUGUAGUCCAAUCACCUGUUGAACAAAAGCAUGACGAGACAGAAGAUACAUUGACAGGAUCAAGUAUAUCAACAAUUAGUGAAUUUUCACCCAGCUGGGAUCAGGAAAUGUCUUUUUCAUUAUCACUCAGCCAAGAUCAAGAAAUAUCUUUGUCUAUGGUGAAUGAAAUAAAUUCUUGGGCUGAUAUGGAAGAUGAAGUUCUUCAAACUGCCGUAUUAUUGUAUGGUGACAAAGAUUGGGAUAAAAUAAAAAACAUUCUACCACACAGAAAACAAGUAGAGCUUGCUUCUCGUUGGAUAAUGUUAAAAGAAAAGUAUCGGCUUAUGUUACCUUCAGACUUGCAUUCUGAGCCUAUAAUAACCGUUCCAUUUACUGAAGAAGAGGAAGACCUUUUAUCUCUUGGUGUUGCAUUUGAAGGAUUUAAAAAUUGGCAUAAAAUUGCUCAAGAAUUACCUAGACGCAGUCUUUCUGACAUGAUUAUUCAAUGGAAUAUAUUGACACAAAGGAAACGCAACAGAGAAACAUACAAAAAAAUGCAAGAUGUACAUAAGCCGAUAGAAGAGUCUCAACCUUCACGAGCAGAAGACAGUAAAACCUAUGAUAAUGCAGAUCCCUGGGGUAUAAAUGUCGACAAGAUUGAUUAUUCCAAAGUUCUUAGUCCAGUUGGGGAAUGGGAUAAAUAUAUGAAGCGUGUCGCAGAGCUGCAUCCAAAUGAUGCGAUGAAUAUUAACCAAUGGUUUUCUAUCUGA